AUGGCUAUCCAAGUCUGGCGCCAUGUGCCUGGAAAGCUACUGCUGUUCCUCAUGAACGUCGUCGCCGCCACGGCUCUCAUCUUCGAAGGCUACAACCAAGGUGUCCUCGGCACCGUGAGCUCCACGCCUGGCUUCAUCAAAAUGGCCAACAUUGGCGCCGACGGCGUGGUCACCAACUCGACCAAGCAGGGUGGCCUCGCAGCUGCGUACUACUUUGGCGGUAUAUGCGGCUGCUUCAGUGGCGGCUGGGUCGGUGACGAGAUCGGUCGCAAACGAGGUGUACUCUGCGGCACCGUCUUUGGCGUCCUGGGCGCGGCCCUCAUGGCAGGCAGCGUGAACAGCGACAUGUUCAUCGUGGCGCGCGUCAUCGCCGGGCUGGGUAUUGGCUUCAUCAACGCCAUUGUGCCCCCCUGGGUCAGCGAGCUCUCGCAGGCCCACGAUCGAGGCUCCAGCUUCUCGCUCGUCUUCGUCGCCAACUAUCUGGGUGUCGUGAUCGCGUACUGGAUCAAUUUUGGCGUCCGGUCCACCAACGACGAGUUUCGGUGGCGCUUCCCGCUCGGGUGGAUGAUCAUCCCCUUGCUCAUUGUCGACAUGUGCAUCCCCUUUUUGCCAGAGUCGCCGAGAUGGCUCAUUGCCAACGGGAAGAGGGAGCAGGCCAUUGCUAUUCUGUGCAAGCUGCGCGGCGAUCUGGCGGCUAACGACCCCCUUAUUGUCAGGGAGGUGGAGCAGCUGGACGCCAUUGUCGAGAGCACGCAUCACAAGAGGAACGAUCUGAUCAAUAUCUUCCUCGCGGGUCGCUACUCGGGAAACCUGCAUCUCGGGCGACGUGCCGUCAUGGGCUUCCUCCUUCAGUGGAUCCAGCAGUGGACGGGUAUCCUCGCCAUUGCCGGCUGGUCGACCACGCUCUUCCACCUCGCUGGGUUCAGCUCAUACAAGUCGCUGUGGCUGGCAGGGCUAGUCAACACCUUUGGAAUUCCCGGAACGGCAGCUGCUUCCUUGGUCAUUGACCGCAUCGGCCGCAUCAAGUCGCUGCUCGUGUCGUUUGUCACCCAGGGCAUCGCGCUGUUCCUCGUCGCCGCCUUCAUCAAGACGUCUGAGGAUGCUGCUCAUGCAGGGAACCAGCCUCAAUCUGAGAGACUGGGAACUGCUGCCGCCUCCUUUGUCUUUGUGUACCUGUGGUUCUUCACCAUGUUCAACAUUGUGCCGUCCUGGAUCUACGGCACGGAGAUCUGGCCGCAGGAGAUCCGCGCCAAGGGGUACAGCUUCACCAUCUUCGGCUGGGCUGCGGGCUGCGGCAUGACGCAGUUUGUCAUCCCCAUCAUGCUUAACCGUCUCGGCUGGGGAACCUUUGUCUUCUUUGGGGCCAUGAACGUUGUGGCCCUGCCGAUCGUCUACCUUUUCUACCCUGAAGUGGCGCAGCGCUCGUUAGAGGAGAUUGACCUGCUGUUCACGAGCGAGAGUCUGCUUGUGAGCAAGAACAUGGUCGAGUACUACCGUCGUAUGGACGAGGCGGGCGGCAAUGUGGCUGUCGCAGCUCGAAGGCUUCUGGUCGAGGUGGACGGUGGCUCGCCACCUGCGAGUGUUGGUGAGCAGGAGAAGGGCGCAGCAGUCAGACAUGCGUAA
Emericellopsis atlantica is the source of this 1623-nucleotide messenger RNA. Its product is annotated as general substrate transporter. Gene Ontology annotation, cellular component: membrane. The coding region runs from base 1 to 1623 and encodes 540 amino acids. Gene Ontology annotation, molecular function: carbohydrate:proton symporter activity. The transcript has 3 exons. NCBI's taxonomy places the organism in Eukaryota, Fungi, Ascomycota, Sordariomycetes, Hypocreales, Bionectriaceae. The record is from RefSeq and is a predicted model, not a curated record. Gene Ontology annotation, biological process: carbohydrate transport; transmembrane transport.